Neoarthrinium moseri is the source of this 1041-nucleotide messenger RNA. RefSeq lists its product as uncharacterized. The record is from RefSeq and is a predicted model, not a curated record. The transcript is spliced from 3 exons. Lineage: Eukaryota; Fungi; Ascomycota; Sordariomycetes; Amphisphaeriales; Apiosporaceae. The coding region runs from base 1 to 1041 and encodes 346 amino acids.
AUGGCAGUCUCCGAUAACGCCGCAGCGGUGCCGACCAGCAGUGUAUCACCAGAUCCGGAGCCUUUGGACCCCGCGGGACCCGCGGACUCAACGGAUGCGCCUCCGACUCCAGGUGCUUGGGCACGCUUUGAAUUCGAGACAGGAUGUGGAAACGAAGGUACGAAAGUACUUAUGGUUGAGUGGAAUGCAGUGUCACAAGAUGGCAGCAGCAAGCCUAAGCAGGGGACGCCUAAUAAGCAGGACCAGUGGGAAAUCUCAUGGCAAGGGAAGACGAGCAAAUUCGCAAUAAGCGAGCAGGUCGGCGUUGCAACACAUCGUGUGUUCUUCCUUAUACCGGGAGAAGACCAUGUGCCUCCAGUUGUGACUAUAUCACUACCGGCCACGGGUCAGAAGCUGAGCACGAAACCGAUGCCUGCAAUCUACAUGCCUGCUUUGGGAGCCGAUGCGUCUCGAGAUGCCGGCACGAGGGGCGUUCUGCACACUAUGUGGGCAAAGAGGAGGCUCUCGCAGCUUCAAGGGGAGAUUGAGCAGGAGAUGAAGGCCAAUAGCGAAGGCGUGGCUCUACAGAUGGCACUCGCCGAUAGAGACUAUAUAGUUGAGCACUUCGGGUUGGAGCACCCGGACUCCGCGAACAGAGACACGCAAUCCUCACCCAGAGCGAUUCCGCCCACUCCGCAAAGCCCUCGGUCUCCGAUAGGAGGUCGUCUCGGUGAGAAGCUCAGAGGGUUGAAGCUGGCCACUAGCCCCUCUGAUUUGGCCAAUCCUGGAGGCCGCAAGCAUCACCUGUACACCCUUUCACCGGACGUAUCAGAUAUUGCGGUACCAGCCCAUGCAGGCGCUUACAGGAAGCAUGCCCAACAACAGACCGUUGGGUCUGGCGAGUUGGCGUCCCUGAACGCCCUUGUCGGAGGCAGCGGGCAGGCCGCUUAUGGGGGCCGACCUCCGUUGGAAAGUCAUGGGACAGAGGAUGAGUUAUUUGCUCUGCCCAUGAGCCCCAGGAGUCCGGAGAUGAAAAAGAGCCCGUUCAGCUCCUUAAAGUAG